AUGACAGAAUUAGAGAAGUCGGGACUGCCUAUCUGGGCGUCUGGACAGUCUACAGUGGGUGCUGGUGCUGAAACCAAGGUUCACAGUCGCAACGUCACCGUGAAUAUCAGUGGUGUAAACGUCUCACCAAACGACAUUGUUUUUGCAGAUCCAAUUGAAGGAGUAGUAGUGAUACCGAAUGGUCUAGUCGAUCAAGUGAUCGAAUUAAUGCCGAAAUUGGUGUCGGCAGACGACAAAGUGAAGGAAGAAGUGGAGAGUGGUACGACAGUGCAGGCUGCAUUCAAGAGACAUCGCAACUGA
Molecule: messenger RNA, 300 nt
Organism: Lithohypha guttulata
Lineage: Eukaryota; Fungi; Ascomycota; Eurotiomycetes; Chaetothyriales; Trichomeriaceae
Exons: 2
Coding region: 1-300 (99 amino acids)
Molecular function (GO): oxaloacetate decarboxylase activity; 4-hydroxy-4-methyl-2-oxoglutarate aldolase activity
Source: RefSeq, a predicted model, not a curated record